AUCGGUGCGAGCGCUAUGGGCGAGGUGUCUGAGCGCACUCUGCAGGUAGCCAUGCUCCUGUCUUUCGCCUCUGGGGUGCUGGUGGGCUGGCAAGCAAACCGCGUCCGGAGAAAAUACCUGGACUGGAAGAAAAAGAGGCUGCAGCACAAACUCGUAGAGACACAGAAGAGAAUAGAUCUCUCCUAAAGCUGCAGAAUACCGGGACUACUGUCUGCGCUGUCGGGUUUUCUACUGAGGAGGUUAUAAAGGAAAUCAAAUGACUGACGUGAGCAUAAAAUGAAUGAAUCGUUUUUAUAUAUGACUUUUGUGAAGAGACUUUAAAUAUUUUCUAAUAUCAAGAAGUGGUGGACAUACAUUAAACACAGCUGUAUAGACUGGUGGAAGAAGGAAUACACCCCAAAUUGCUGUGCCAUAUGGGAUUUGAAUAAAAACACAAUCUUUUAAAAUA
This is a messenger RNA of Xenopus laevis (African clawed frog), 448 nucleotides long. It is a transcript of the gene mtln.S, whose product is annotated as mitoregulin S homeolog. NCBI's taxonomy places the organism in Eukaryota, Metazoa, Chordata, Amphibia, Anura, Pipidae. The coding region runs from base 16 to 186 and encodes 56 amino acids. The transcript is spliced from 2 exons. The record is from RefSeq and is a predicted model, not a curated record.